AGACUAGUACAGUAGAGGGUUUUGGUGAAAAGCCAGUUUUGCCCCUAGACCACUGUACUAAGCGAGUAGGAGUCGCUAUAAAUUCCUCUCAACAUUCGAAUAACCAACUGAACGCCAAACAGAAAGAAAAUAGAGGGAGAUUGUUGAUCUUCUAUCUAGGCGAUUACUAAUAAGAAUCACUUGGUGGUGGGGUUUUAAUUGUGUUGAACCAGUAUCAUUGGUAAUUCGUUGUGUUUAGUCAGAGUGGUGUUCAAUAGUGUUGAGUUGAAUCAAUCACACUAAUUUAGCGUUGCGUUAUACACAGAAAGAACUAUUGAGAAGAUAACCUACAGUGUAAGUCUCAUGUAUACAUCUCCCUAAAUUUGAUGAUACACAACAUACAGAUGAAUUUUAGAAUAUUCAGCUAAAUAAUUUCAUGUCAAUUUUAUUUUCAAGAACAUAUAAAUUGCUUUUAAAGUCAAAACAUUACACAUUAUUACGCCAUAAUCUAUACAAACCAUUAAGCUGUUGUCAUCAAGAUAUGACGGAAAAAAUGAGAAGAUGGCAACAACCAGAAGGUUCAAGUCAACUCAAAUUGUACAACAGUUUAACAAAAGAAAAGAACGAUUUUAUUCCUCAUGAUGAAAACAGAGUGUUUUGGUAUAGUUGUGGACCGACAGUAUAUGAUGCAUCUCACAUCGGACAUGCCAGAUCUUAUAUAUCUUUUGAUAUACUACGAAGAGUAUUAGCUGAUUAUUUCAAUUACGACAUAUUUUAUGUGAUGAAUAUCACUGAUAUAGAUGACAAGAUUAUCAAUCGAGCUCGCCGAAACCAUUUAAUGAAGCAGUACAAAGACUUAAACCAUUCAAUAAAAAAAGUAACUGAUGACUUGAAAGAUGCACUAGUGGCAUUUAAAGAAAAGGUAGAAAAAACUACAGAUCCUGAUAAAAAGACAAUGUUGGAAAAAAUAUUGGUGGAUGUAACCGAGCAGGACAGUAAAAUUCAAAAAGCACUUGCAGAUAAGUUUCCUGAAACUGAAAUGGAAACAUUGAAGAAGGACCUCCUCACAAAAGCAAAUGAUCCUUUAUCAGAAUGGUUAGAUAAACAAUUUGGAGCAGAAAUUACUGACCACAAAAUAUUCCAAUCACUGACACAAUACUGGGAGAAAGAAUACCACGAUGAUAUGGCAGCUUUAAAUGUCCAACCUGCUGAUAUACUGACGCGAGUUAGUCAAUACGUACCAGAAAAUAUUGCCUACAUUGAGAAAAUAAUGUCUAAUGGAUUUGCAUAUGAAAGUAAUGGUUCCGUUUAUUUCGAUACUGUGAAGUUUGCCAACUCAGAAAAACACCAAUAUGCCAAACUUGUUCCGGAAGCUGUUGGUGAUCUUGAUGCACUUGCUGAAGGAGAAGGUGACCUCAGUCAAUCAAGUAGUGGUGAGAAAAGAUCUGAUCGCGAUUUUGCUCUGUGGAAAGCAAGUAAGGCUGGAGAACCUUUCUGGGAAUCACCGUGGGGAAAGGGACGUCCUGGUUGGCAUAUAGAAUGUUCUGUCAUGGCGAGCGAUGUUUUGGGAAGCACCAUUGACGUACAUACUGGUGGUGUAGACCUAAAGUUCCCGCAUCAUGACAACGAACUUGCUCAAGCUGAGGCUCAUUAUGGUUGUGAUCAAUGGAUUAAUUAUUUCCUACAUGCUGGUCAUUUAACAAUCGAAGGUUGCAAAAUGUCAAAAUCAUUGAAAAAUUUCAUUACUAUUAAAGAUGCACUCAAACGAAACACAUCUCGACAAAUUCGAUUCGCGUUUUUAUUACAUGCAUGGAAUUCAACCUUGGAUUACAGCACGAAUGUUUUAAAAGAAGCCGAACAAACAGAAAAGUUGUUUGCGGACUUCUUCCUGGCUGUGAAAGAUAUUCUGCGAAAACCUGAGAAUGUUCCGCUGGAUGCUCAUAAUUACCGCGAAGCUGAAAAAAGUUUGCAGAACAGUUUUCUAGAGAAGAAAAAACAAAUCCACAAUGCUCUCUGUGACUCGAUUGACACAGCUACCGUUAUUCAGUUGAUGCAAGCAUUAGUAAAGCAAUCGAAUAUUUACAUUAAGCAAGUGAGACAAAAUGAGCAAACACCGAACCAUGCAGUUUUAAAAGGUAUUGCAAAAUAUUUGACCAGAAUUUUGAAAAUAUUUGGCGCCAAUGAUGGAGAGCAGGAGAUUGGCUUUCCUUCUGUGGGAGGAGCAACCGGGGCUGAUCGUGAAGAAAUGUUAAUGCCGUUCGUCGACUUGAUUGCAGGAUUUCGCGAGGAUGUAAGGAAGAUAGCACGAGAAGAGAAAGUAACAAAAAUUUUAAAGUUAUGCGAUGACAUCAGAGACGACAAAUUAGUUGAACUUGGAGUGAAACUGGAAGACCAAGAAGGAGGGUUGGCAGCAGUUGUGAAACUUGUGGAUAAGGAAACGCUUCUUAAAGAAAAGCAGCAAAAAUUAGAGGAGAUUGAAAAGAAACGAAAAGAAAAAGAAGAAGCUAAACUGAAGAAACAACAAGAGCAGGCUGCAAAAGAAGCGAAAGCAAAAAUACCAGCAUCUGAAAUGUUUAGAACGGAAACAGACAAAUAUUCUCAAUUUGAUGAAAAUGGGGUGCCUACACACGAUGCAUCGGGAGAAAAGUUAAGUGCUUCACAAAUUAAGAAGUUAAAAAAGGCGCAUGCGCAACAAGAUAAAAUCCAUCAAAAAUAUUUAUCAGAUCAAAAGAAUUAGGUGAUUUCUUCAAAGAAAUAUAUUUUUAAAUGAAAUUUUAUUUAUGUGAAAGAAGGGAAUGAAAAUGGAAA
Molecule: messenger RNA, 2787 nt
Organism: Hydractinia symbiolongicarpus
Lineage: Eukaryota; Metazoa; Cnidaria; Hydrozoa; Anthoathecata; Hydractiniidae
Product: cysteine--tRNA ligase, cytoplasmic-like
Exons: 24
Coding region: 416-2716 (766 amino acids)
Biological process (GO): cysteinyl-tRNA aminoacylation
Cellular component (GO): cytoplasm
Molecular function (GO): ATP binding; cysteine-tRNA ligase activity
Source: RefSeq, a predicted model, not a curated record